AUGCUUGACAACAUUCCAUACACCAGUUUUUUAGUGUUCACCUCCUAUGCGGCGGCAUUCAGCCUCUACCCCACUGUGAACCCGGACAGUCUUGCCAAAUCCUUCGGCAUCAGCGUCGGUUGCUUGGAUGCCCUCAACGAAACGGUCGCAUGUGAUCAGACAUUGUUCCAAAUGUCAAACACAGUUGACAGCUAUCUUUGGACCACGGAGAAUGUCACAGGUCUUUGCACUGCAGAUUGCAUCCAGUCAUCCCGAAAAUGGUGGUUGGAUGUGCAAGAUAGAUGCGAUAUGGAUACCAUUACAGCGUAUGGCAAAUUGAUACCAGCGGAGUCUAUCGCGGGAAGAUUCUUCGACGGCUUAAACAUUGCAUGUCUAAGAUCCGGAACCAGUCCCACUGCCCCAGGAGUCUCCGGGAAUGGUAGCUCGAACUCCACCGGCUCAGCUCCCUACUCAAACUCUAGCGCAAGUCUCAGCGGCUCAGCUCCGUACUUGAAUUCGAGCUCAAAGUCCAAUCCAAACUCUAGCGCAUUAUCCUGGUGUCUCAUUGAGUCCCAGGGCUGGGUUGGCUCCGACAUCAUUCGUCCCGACUGCUCUACCGACCCCACAGACCCGUCAUGCUCAGAUCCCACUGAUGUUGCCCCACAGAACGAACGUAUUGCAAAUUUGUAUGGCAAUGAUAUGCUUUGCAGUGAUUGCUUCUUAAGGAUGUUCUACCAAAGGAUGUCGUCGCCGUAUCUGCCUGACUCCGACUACUCGGACUAUCUCGUGGCACAAUAUCAAGACAUUCUCGAUGUUUGUAGGAUUUCCAUGCCUGAGCUUAUGGUUCGCGCUCUUCCCUACUACGAGGACGCCCGGGGACUUUACGACGGUGUGCCCUUAUCCUCCGACAACUCUCUCAUGCCUCCAUUCACGUCAAAUGGCAGCCAAUUUUCGAAUGGUACAAAUAGCACCACCACGUGCUCAGGUCAAAGCAUUUGCGCAGCUGACCUGAAAGGUACAAACAUCCCAGCCAAUGGGACAUGGUGCAAUGCGCUGUCGGCCAAGUACAGUGUGGCCACUGGCGAUCUUCAAGCUGCCAUAGGAGAUCCAGGCUGCGUCUUCUUAGUUUCGUCAUACUGCGUGCCUGCAGCAUGUACACUCAUGAAAGUCCCUUUUGGUGCGAGUUGCGAUUCGAUUGCCAGCUCACUCUCGACAGCCGGGCUCAACACCAGCCCCGUUAGUACUGUACAGUUCAGAAAAUGGAAUCCAAACAUCAACGGCCUCUGUGACAACCUCAAUACAGGCGACUACGUUUGCACCAGCGCGCCUGGCGGUUCUUACGUUCCGCCUCCCUUCUCAAACACAAACUCAAACGCUAGCGCACUGCAACGUGGAGGAGGCGAUGGGAGUGACACAGGGGCGCCCAGUAACCCAACUGCUCCUUUCAGCAAUUCAACUCUUCCGACCAACACAGUUGUAUCGCCAUCAUCAGGCUCAUCCGGCAGCGGGUCCGCGGCACCUUCACCAACACAGAAAGGCAUCUCAGCCUCCUGCGCUAAGUACAGCCAGGCUAAGAAAGGCGAUUACUGCUCGACAUUUGCACAAGAGCACAACAUCGCCUCAGCUCAAUUAUACGCCCUAAACAGCGCCUUAGGAGACGCAGGCAAAAGUUGCGACACGGCCUUUUGGUCAGGCUAUUAUUACUGCGUGGGCUCUAGUGAUGCUUCCGCAGCCGGUGGCAACAAUACUACCUCCGUCACUACCGCUUUGUCCGCCAUCGAUGCCGCUCCCGUUACCACUACCACCACCAGUGACUCCGCUCCUACAGCAGCCACUGGCGGUGACCCAGCAACUCCCUCUCCUACGCAGUCGGGAAUCGCCUCGCCGUGCGCUAAAUACGCCCAAGCCCACGCUGGGGACACCUGCUCGUCGUUUGCUACGGCAAAUCAGAUCACGCCCGCGGAUCUCUACAGCCGGAACGGCGCACUGGGGGAAAACGGCGAGAACUGUGAGACGAAGUUUUGGGCAGGUUACUUUUAUUGCGUGGGAGGGACUGAUUAG
Messenger RNA from Letharia columbiana, 2040 nucleotides. RefSeq lists its product as uncharacterized. Lineage: Eukaryota; Fungi; Ascomycota; Lecanoromycetes; Lecanorales; Parmeliaceae. The transcript has 4 exons. The coding region runs from base 1 to 2040 and encodes 679 amino acids. The record is from RefSeq and is a predicted model, not a curated record.